AUGAAGUGGAACGCGGUGAUCAUCGGGCCCAACGACACUCCUUACGAAGACGGCACCUUCCGUCUCGUGCUCCAGUUUGACGAACAAUACCCCAACAAACCUCCCAGCGUCAAAUUCCUCAGUCCAAUGUUCCACCCCAACGUCUACGCCAGUGGUGACCUCUGUCUCGACAUUUUGCAGAACCGCUGGUCUCCCACCUACGACGUGUCCCUGAUUUUGACCUCGAUCCAGUCGUUACUUAAUGACCCCAACAUUAACUCUCCCGCCAACGUUGAGGCCGCUAACUUGUAUAAGGACCACCGGUCACAAUACGUGAAGCGAGUGAGAGAUACCGUGGAAAACUCGUGGAACGAGGACGAUGAGGAGGAGGAAGACGACGAAGAUGACGUCUAG
Messenger RNA from Diutina rugosa, 393 nucleotides. It is a transcript of the gene RAD6, whose product is annotated as E2 ubiquitin-conjugating protein. The record is from RefSeq and is a predicted model, not a curated record. Gene Ontology annotation, cellular component: HULC complex. Gene Ontology annotation, molecular function: ubiquitin conjugating enzyme activity. The transcript has a single exon. Lineage: Eukaryota; Fungi; Ascomycota; Pichiomycetes; Serinales; Debaryomycetaceae. The coding region runs from base 1 to 393 and encodes 130 amino acids. Gene Ontology annotation, biological process: protein polyubiquitination; proteasome-mediated ubiquitin-dependent protein catabolic process; DNA repair.